AUGCCAGGCCUUUCAGAUCUCGAGAAGGAUGGGAUGAAGAUUACCUACCUCGCCAGCUAUGCUUCACUUGCAAAGUUCGUCUCGAGUGACCCCGAUCACAGUACUGCGAUAUUUAAGACAUUUGAUCGAUUAGCAGCCCGUAAUCUCCUGUAUCUUCAAAGCGAGUUAGCCGAGCUUCAAGCUCAACAAGACCGCUACGAUGACGACGAUCUGAAGGCCGGAAUCACUUCACACGACUGGCAUAAGCUUCGCGAAAGCAGCAGAGACUGGAACGCUUUGGUUGAAAACUCAAGAAAUGAUGGAAGACUUCGGUCCCGUAUGCGACUCGCAUAUAAAAUCCGGAAGAAGAUAAAAGAGUACCAUGAAGCCAUGAUGCUGGAGUCCGCCAUUCUGUCCCUGCGAAAGCCGUCCAAACAGACACACAAGGCAUUCCGAAACACCUUCAACAAUCUGGGCUCCAGCCAAGAUCCGUUGCCCUGUUUGGGCUCCAGCAGCGAAACUCUGUACGAUGACCGCAACGAUCUCGCAGCACUACGUAGAGCGCCUGAAGAAGAUCGUCUCACUGUCUUCCUGCGGACUUGCUGCUCUUUGCUGUUUAGCAGGAGAACCAACUGCAACUCCUCUUUAGGAUACGGCUCCGAGCAGCUGAUCUCCUUCGUGGUCAGCGCGAUCACCGUUCUACUUGCAGCUAGUUUCCUCUUUGGCGCAAUCUACGUGCUCUAUGCCAUCCAGCGCGACAGAGUCAAGCUCGGAGUUAUAGCUGGCUUCACCACCGCCUUUGCGCUCUGUAUCGCGCUAGUGACGAACGCUAGACGCUCAGAAAUUUUUGGCGCGUCGGCAGCAUAUGCUGCUGUUCUUGUUGUCUUUUCGUCAAGGCUCUCCGCGUACCCGCAAAUCUCCGCCUCGGUCACAAACCGCACCUCCACCCGAACCCCGCUAUCGCCGGGGCCCCUCCAGCCCCCCACCAUCCUCCUCCGCCCCAACCGGGCCCAACUCGCCGCCCUCUCCACCCUCCACAUCCCCAGCAUCCGCAUCGACCUGACCGUCCGCUCCCUCCCCAAACUAUCCGAACUCCUCCGCCCCUACCACACCCACAUCUCCUGCGUCAGCCUCCCCACCGAACCAUGGACGCAACGCAACCUCGCCCGUGCGGUCAUCGCCGCGGGCGUGAAGCGCUACAUCCCCUGGCAAUUCGCGUUUGACUACAACGCCGUGGGCAGAGGGAGCGGGCAGCAUGUCAUUGACGAGCAGCUUCGACGUGCGGGAAAUGUUGCGCCAGCAACAGACGACAGAGUGGUUCAUCGUGACCACGGGGCUGUUUAUGAGUUUUCCUCUUGGAGCAGGAGGGGUUUGUGCUGGGAUUUGCAUGGAGUCGGGCUACGGAGGAAGGAGGAGGAGAAGAAGAAGAGGAGGAAGGAGGAGGAGGAGGAGGAGGAGGAGAAGAAGAAGAAGAAGAAGAAGAAGAAGAAGAAGAAGAAGAAGAAGAAGGUGCUCGUGACCGGGCUGGGGAGUUGGGGAUAA
Endocarpon pusillum Z07020 is the source of this 1521-nucleotide messenger RNA. RefSeq lists its product as uncharacterized. The transcript has 4 exons. NCBI's taxonomy places the organism in Eukaryota, Fungi, Ascomycota, Eurotiomycetes, Verrucariales, Verrucariaceae. Bases 1 to 1521 code for a protein of 506 amino acids. The record is from RefSeq and is a predicted model, not a curated record.